Molecule: messenger RNA, 1155 nt
Organism: Procambarus clarkii (red swamp crayfish)
Lineage: Eukaryota; Metazoa; Arthropoda; Malacostraca; Decapoda; Cambaridae
Source: RefSeq, a predicted model, not a curated record
AAGCCAGAACUGUCAGGUGUGCACACAUGUGAGCCGCCCUUGCAGGAGCCAGAACUGUCAGGUGUGCAUACAUGUGAGCCGCCCUUGCAGGAGCCAGAACUGUCAGGUGUGCACACAUGUGAGCCGCCCUUGCAGGAGCCAGAACUGUCAGGUGUGCACACAUGUGAGCCGCCCUUGCAGAAGCCAGAACUGUCAGGUGUGCACACAUGUGAGCCGCCCUUGCAGGAGCCAGAACUGUCAGGUGUGCACACAUGUGAGCCGCCCUUGCAGGAGCCAGAACUGUCAGGUGUGCACACAUGUGAGCCGCCCUUGCAGGAGCCAGAACUGUCAGGUGUGCACACAUGUGAGCCGCCCUUGCAGGAGCCAGAACUGUCAGGUGUGCACACAUGUGAGCCGCCCUUGCAGGAGCCAGAACUGUCAGGUGUGCACACAUGUGAGCCGCCCUUGCAGGAGCCAGAACUGUCAGGUGUGCACACAUGUGAGCCGCCCUUGCAGGAGCCAGAACUGUCAGGUGUGCACCAGUUGCCUAGAGCAGCAGACCUCACAUCCCCAGCUAGAGCAGCAGACCUCACAUCCCCAGCUAGAGCAGCAGACCUCACAUCCCCAGCUAGAGCAGCAGACCUCACAUCCCCAGCUAGAGCAGCAGACCUCACAUCCCCAGCUAGAGCAGCAGACCUCGCAUCCCCAGCUAGAGCAGCAGACCUCACAUCCCCAGCUAGAGCAGCAGACCUCACAUCCCCAGCUAGAGCAGCAGGCCUCACAUCCCCAGCUAGAGCUGCAGACCUCACAUCCCCAGCUAGAGCAGCAGACCUCACAUCCCCAGCUAGAGCAGCAGGCCUCACAUCCCCAGCUAGAGCAGCAGACCUCACAUCCCCAGCUAGAGCAGCAGACCUCACAUCCCCAGCUAGAGCAGCAGACCUCACAUCCCCAGCUAGAGCAGCAGACCUCACAUCCCCAGCUAGAGCAGCAGACCUCACAUCCCCAGCUAGAGCAGCAGACCUCACAUCCCCAGCUAGAGCAGCAGACCCCACAUCCCCAGCUAGAGCAGCAGACCUCACAUCCCCAGCUAGAGCAGCAGACCUCACAUCCCCAGUAUUGUCUGGGAAGUUGCGAGGUACGCCGCGCACGAUGCUCGUACGUGCACCACGUACUUAG